This is a messenger RNA of Theobroma cacao (cacao), 1133 nucleotides long. RefSeq names its product strigolactones hydrolase CXE15-like. NCBI's taxonomy places the organism in Eukaryota, Viridiplantae, Streptophyta, Magnoliopsida, Malvales, Malvaceae. Gene Ontology annotation, molecular function: hydrolase activity. The record is from RefSeq and is a predicted model, not a curated record.
AACAGCCUUAUCAAUCCUCCAGGAAGUAAGAAAGAAAGCAAAGAAAAGAAAGAGAAAAGAAGAGAAAGAGAGAGAGAGAGAGAGAGAUGGGUUCUCUUCCUCAUGUUGUUGAAGACUGCUUCGGCCUCCUCAAGCUCUACAGUGAUGGCUCCAUCUCUCGUAAUCCUGAAAUCCCAUCCGCCACUCCUCUUCUCAAUGAUGCUUCAGUCCUUUACAAAGAUUUUCUUUUCGACUCGAAAGAAAACCUUCACCUUCGACUAUAUAAACCCACCAGCUCCACUACUGAUGCGAAGCUUCCAAUCCUCUUCUAUUUUCAUGGUGGAGGCUUUUGUUUCGGUUCCCGUUCGUUUCCACAUUUUCAUAACCUUUCUAUUCGCCUGGCUGCCGCGUUUAACAUGCUCGUCAUCGCACCAGAUCACCGGCUAGCCCCCGAGAACCGGCUUCCCGCGGCCGUGGAUGAUGCAUGCCAAGCCCUCAAGUGGCUGCAGGGCCAAGCCAUGCAUGGGAAUGAUGAGGAUAUGGAUACGUUGUUGACUGGUGUUGACUUUGACCGGGUCUUUGUUUUAGGUGACUCAUCUGGGGGCAACUUGGCUCACCAUUUGGCGGUUAGGUUCAAGGCUGGCUCGAUCGAGUUGGCACCGGUUAGGGUUCGAGGGUAUGUGCUGCUGGCUCCAUUUUUUGGUGGGAUUGUGAGAACAAGGAGUGAGGAGGAGCGGCCUUGUGAAGCAUUUUGGAAUUUGGAGAUGUAUGAAAGGUUUUGGAGGCUUUCGAUUCCAGCUGGAAGUACCUUGGAUCAUCCCUUGGUGAACCCUUUCGGACCUUCUGGUCAAAACCUUGCGGAGGUGCCAUUGGAUCCAAUUUUGGUGGUGGUGGGUGGGGGUGAAAUAUUGAGGGAUAGGGUGGAGGACUAUGCUACAAGGUUGAAACACUUGGGGAAGAAGACUGAAUUUGUGGAGUUCGAAGGACAGCAACAUGGUUUUCUCACUGAUCAUCCGUUCUCUGAAGUGGCAGAAAAAGUAAUACAACGUAUAAGAGAUUUCAUUUUAGAGAACUCAAAUUAACGAUUUAUGGAUACAUAUAUAUAACAAUUAUAUAUGCCUUCACGGUAUAAUGAAUUUAUAUAUGUAUAUAUA